CUGAUCACUGUAACUACAGGCAGCUGUCCAGCACCUGAUCUUCGCGAGAGUAACAAGCAGCAUGUAUCGCUGGAAAGGCAGGGUUGCUCUUGUCACUGGAGCUUCGGUGGGAAUCGGAGCCGCGAUCGCGAAGUCUCUUGUCCAGCAUGGCAUGAAGGUGGUCGGCUGUGCCAGAAAUGUGGAGAAUAUAGAGAAACUGGCAGCAGAAUGUGUCAGUAGUGGAUUCAGUGGCACUCUGGUCCCAUAUAAAUGUGAUCUGUCUGUAGAAGACGACAUGUUAUCCAUGUUCUCCUGGAUCAAAGUUCAACAUCAGGGUGUUGACGUGUGCAUUAAUAAUGCAGGUUUGGCUCUCCCAGAGCCUCUGUUGAGCGGCAAAACCAGUGGCUGGAGGACUAUGAUGGAUGUGAAUGUCAUUGGCCUGUCAGUGUGCACCCGUGAGGCUUACCAGUCCAUGAAAGAACGAAAUAUUGAUGAUGGCCAUAUCAUUAAUAUUAACAGCAUGAGUGGACACCGGGUCGUCAACAAUGCCGAUAUACACUUCUACACUGCCAGCAAAUAUGCAGUGACGGCUCUCACAGAAGGUUUGAGACAAGAGUUACGAGAGGCCAAGACCCACAUACGUGCCACAUGUAUUUCUCCUGGUUUAGUGGAGACUGAAUUUGCCUACCGACUCUUAAGUGAAAACCCAGAAAAAGCUGCUGCUACUUAUAAAAGUAUAAAGUGCCUACAAGCAGCUGACAUCGCAAACGCAGUGGUGUAUGUGCUGAGUGCUCCUCCUCAUGUUCAGAUUGGUGACAUUCAGAUGAGGCCUGUGGAGCAGCUGACAUAAACUGGAGGAAGCAUCAGUGACAUCCUUAUCCUCUCAAUAGCCCACAAAUGGCUUAAAAUAUGAAAUGUAGUGCUCACAAAAGCCACAACAAUGUCCCAUAAACUAUCUCUCCAAUCCAAAUCUUUGAAAACUCCGAAAGUUGCUCUGUCGGAUCAUGAAGUUAAAUUUUUUUGUAAUAAUUGAUAUGACUAUUAUUGUAUUAAAAAGACCAAAUUAAUAUCAGAGAAAUUAUUUAAGAAGCACAGAGUAAUUUGCAUCAAGUACAGAUGCAGAAUUUAUUUAGCUUAACAUCAUAAUGAUUGGCUUCUUGAAUGAACAUUUACAGAUCUGA
This is a messenger RNA of Carassius carassius (crucian carp), 1160 nucleotides long. RefSeq names its product dehydrogenase/reductase SDR family member 11-like. The record is from RefSeq and is a predicted model, not a curated record. NCBI's taxonomy places the organism in Eukaryota, Metazoa, Chordata, Actinopteri, Cypriniformes, Cyprinidae. Gene Ontology annotation, molecular function: oxidoreductase activity. The coding region runs from base 62 to 829 and encodes 255 amino acids. The transcript has 7 exons.